This is a messenger RNA of Centropristis striata (black sea bass), 1064 nucleotides long. Its product is annotated as natterin-3-like. The record is from RefSeq and is a predicted model, not a curated record. NCBI's taxonomy places the organism in Eukaryota, Metazoa, Chordata, Actinopteri, Perciformes, Serranidae. The transcript has 2 exons. The coding region runs from base 87 to 1064 and encodes 325 amino acids.
UUCAAGCAUCUGCAACCUGUUGCCUGUCUGCUGGCCUGCCUGCCCUUAUUCACUGGACUUUCGACCUUUGUGAGCGGAUUGAGAACAUGGACCUUGAUCAGACCAACCUGGAAUGGCAGACCUUCAAUGGUUCUCUCCCCAACGGAGCAGUUUCAAUCUACAAUGACUACUAUGACCGCAUCGACUACGUUAGCAAAUACGGGAUUGAGGCCGGCUUCUACAACCCUGACAAGGGUCCUUACUGCCACUACCCAUACGGAGAAAAGGAGCUUCGUGGUUCCCCGUUUGAGAUCCUGGUGAACAAAGACAACUUUGAGUUUUUGGAAUGGAAGGACGGCUCCUAUGAUAAAGUUCCUCCAAAUUCAGUCUCUACCUCCCCCCUCGGAGACACAUAUGUUGGGAAGAACCAGUAUGGUCUUGGAAAGGUGGAUGUUAAAAAUGAGGCCUUCUUCCUUCCCUAUGAAGGGAAGGAGACUUGGUACAAGCACUACCAGGUCCUGACCGUCAACCGAGAUAUUAUCAGUGAGGACAUUUCUGAUGUCAAGUAUAACACCAAUGGGGUUCAAAUCAUUAAAAGUCCUCCAGAGACCCUGGACACGUCUAUUAUCACUAACAAUAGCUGCCAGGAAGUGACACAGACAACUACCAUUGAAAAGACAAUCCAAGUGGAGCAAAGGUGGGACACCAGCUUUUCCAUCACAUCGGGGGUCACGUCUACAAUCACUGCAGGAAUCCCUGAUGUCGCCUCUACUAGUAUUAGUUUUAGCAUGGAGACAACCUUCCAGUACACCAAAGGAACCACCAUCACCAAGUCGACCACCCAAAAGGUUUCUGUUCAGCACACAGUGCCACCAAACCACUCCUGCACUGUCACUAUGGUGGGACGAGAGCACAGGGCAGACAUCCCUUUCACUGCACGUCUCUGUCGCACCUACAGAGACGGGAAGACCAAUUGGACAUCCAUCUCUGGGACCUACAGAGGCGUCCAAAUGGGAGAAGUCCGGGCUGAUGUGGGUCGCAGUGUACCUAUACCGGGUGCAGCAACCUGUCCACCCAAGAGAUAA